UUACAUAUCCUACUUGCCUUUAUAAACGCAUAUACAGUAACACAGACCAGCAAAAUGUUGGGCUCUUGUUGAAGGCGCGCCCCUUUCACGCAGGGGCUCGCUUGUUGUGUUUGCCCAAUCCUAUCAAGUGAUUAGCUCUAGUUAAAGGCAUUGGCACUCAUUACGGCUAAGCGUGCUGCCAGGACAGGCUAGGGACGGGGUUAGUGCAAGGCAGGUGUUCAGGCUCCAUGUCAGCGGCCGCGUCUCUGGAACCAAUGAGCGCGUCGUCCAAUCGUGCGGAGGAGCCGCGUCAAGCGCCCCCAACGCAAGCGGUGGUGACCAGCACCCGGCCAACUUUCUCGCAAAUAUGCAAGUCAUUGUUUGCGGGCGGAGUCGCCGGAGGCUUGUCGCGCACCGCGGUGGCGCCGCUGGAGCGCCUGAAGAUUCUGAUGCAGGUUCAAGGCAAUGAACAGAUCUAUCGCGGUGUCUGGCAGGGCCUCGUGCAUAUGGCACGCACGGAGGGCGUCCGCGGAAUGAUGAAGGGCAACUGGACGAACUGUGUUCGUAUUAUCCCCAACUCCGCUGUGAAGUUCCUGACCUACGAGCAGCUGAGCAGGGAGAUGUCGGACCACUACCGCGCGACCACCGGCAGCGGCGAGCUCACGCCCGGCACGCGGCUCUUAGCGGGCGCCUGCGCGGGCAUCAUCGCCAUGAGCGCCACCUACCCGCUGGAUAUGGUCCGCGGGCGGCUGACGGUGCAGGAGGGGAAGAACCAGCAGUACCGCGGCAUCGUGCACGCGGCGCGCACCAUCCUGGCACAGGAGGGGCCGCUGGCGUUCUACAAGGGCUGGCUGCCCUCCGUGAUCGGCGUGGUGCCCUACGUGGGCCUCAACUUCGCGGUGUACGAGACGCUGAAGGCCAUGCUGCUCAAGCAGUACGGCCUGCGUGACGAGCGCGAGCUGACCAUCGGGGCGCGGCUAGGCUGCGGCGCAAUAGCUGGCUCCAUGGGGCAGACGGUGGCAUACCCGUUCGACGUGGCGCGCCGCCGGUUGCAGAUGUCGGGCUGGCAGGGCGCAAAGGACCUGCACAGCCACGGCGGCAACGUGGUGGCGUACACGGGCAUGGUGGACUGCUUCGUGCGGACGGUGCGGGAGGAGGGCAUGCAGGCGCUUUUCAAGGGCCUGUGGCCCAAUUACCUCAAGGUGGUGCCGUCCAUCGCCAUCGCUUUCGUGACCUACGAGCAGGUCAAGGAGUGGCUAGGCGUCGAGUUCCGCAUCUCAGAGUAACGGGCUGGGCGCGCAUGCACUUGCCGGCUUGCACUCAAACAGGUGCUGGCGACAGGUUGAGCAGCACAGGACGAGUGGACGUGGGCUUCGGUGGUUGAUGGGGGUUGGGGACUUGGGCGUGGCUGGAUAAUGCGAUGGCGGCGAACCGGGACCUGGAUUUGCGCAUUUGCGUUUUUGGUACUGUUUGCCCGAUACGGAAUGUUUAGCGUGAGGUCCGAGCGUUGCGAGCUUUGAGAGUAAGCCAGGCUGCUGCUGGGCUGCUCCUGGGAAGGGCGGUGCUGACUACACGCUGCAUUCCCGAGGGCCGCUUACGCCCCAUGUGCGGCGUGGAACUUAUGAUGGCAGGGCCAGUUGACGAGUCAAGCGUAUCAUAUAAGUUUUAGCCACGUACGCUGCUGCGAACCAGGCGCAGCUGGAUUCCAGUGAUCAGUGGCGGGUUUUGGACCGAACCCCGCACCCGAUUGGAGCACACACCGGCCUGGGCUUUUGAUCCCCAGUAGCUGCAUGGGCAGUGCCCCAGCAUCGCCCGGGGGCGUGGGGUGGUGAGCAUUUUGGCAUAUUAGACCGUGCAAGCAAGCUCUGAUGGUAGCAUCGGCCGGCGUGCAGGACAUGUAUGUCUAAGCAGAGUUUGGAGUCGGGAAGAAUGUGUUACCUGGUGGUGCUGUGGUGUGCCGGGUGUGUGUGGCAACUGUACACUGUCUGACGGCAGGAUCGCCUUCUGUAUUUGUUCCCCGCUGUGUACUUCCGGCAUGCGGGUGGCUCGUGCCCACUCCCUUUCGGAUGCUGGGCGAGCCGUGUGCGUUUUGAGUGCGCCAAGCUGCCCGUUGUCCGGUUAUUUGUCGUCAUUGCUUUUUGUUUGGUUUAUGGGCGUAAGGAGGUAGCGUGGAGCUCGGGGUAGAAAGGACGGAGCGAAAUGCGCCACGGCCCACGGAAGAGACGGGUCUUUCUUCAUGCAAGGCCACAAGUUGUCGUGGUGGCAGGGUCGUGAACGCGAAACUCGGACGGUGGUGUAAUACCGGCACACA
Molecule: messenger RNA, 2290 nt
Organism: Chlamydomonas reinhardtii
Lineage: Eukaryota; Viridiplantae; Chlorophyta; Chlorophyceae; Chlamydomonadales; Chlamydomonadaceae
Exons: 8
Coding region: 255-1265 (336 amino acids)
Biological process (GO): transmembrane transport
Cellular component (GO): mitochondrial inner membrane
Source: RefSeq, a predicted model, not a curated record